Molecule: messenger RNA, 3288 nt
Organism: Fusarium sp. VM40
Lineage: Eukaryota; Fungi; Ascomycota; Sordariomycetes; Hypocreales; Nectriaceae
Source: the annotation of a GenBank genome assembly
AUGAGUCCCCAAUAUUCACCCACUUUCCAAUCGAAAGAUUCACUUGAGAGUUCUUUUCCAGAAGCCUUUGCAGGCCUCGAGCCCUCAGACUCUACAGAGCGAGCUUACGUGGCUCUCAGAGCCAGCUGCGACCGCCAAGCAAUUUACCCACGUAACCUUUUACAGCGCAAACAACUACAGAGCACAACAGAGCGCUACGGUCGGUACCUCGAUGAUGAAAAAAAGAAAUUGUUCAAUCUCGAUUUUGAAGAAAUCUAUUUCCAUGAUUUAGAAGAUGGAGCUAUAGAUUACCGAACAGUAAUGAUUCGAAACAGCCCAUGUGUUCGAACUCACCUUCACAAUCUCAGGGAUGGAGGGGAUCCAAAAUCUCGCUUUAUCUUCCUCCAGGCCGAAAACUCGCGGGCUCCAUUGAACUGCUCUCGCGAUAGCUUCUCGCACAUCAUGUCGUAUCACCAAGUUCCACCAACCUUUAUCGACUUUGUAUCUGCCUUCGGUGCCACGCACUAUCCGACCGAUUACCAUAUGACAGGCUUCGACUCUGACGAUACUCUUCGUGUACAUGACUCCAACUUGAUAAACAUUUCCACACUUGGUCGCUCAGGACGUGAGCAUUGCAUGCAAUAUCUUUUGCGAUCUGUGGAGCGCGACUCUAACGACGACGGAUCGCGCAGGUGGAAUAUUCGACAGGCUGCUGUAUAUCACUCGUUCGACUUCAUUGAAGGUAAAGCACUGUGGAUCAAUAUCAAGGCUAAUGGUCUAUUGAAGGAUAGAAUUAUAGAAGCAACAAACGAUCCUGCAGUACUAGACUUGGGUACACGGGAUGACUUGCCAAAAUCUUUUGCUGCUACUCUUGUCAUUCACCUUAUCUUUCUUGAGUGGUGUGACGAAGAUUGGCGAAUGUGUAUUCGUGAUUGUGAGAACAAGGUUCGCGAUGUCUUGGCAAAGGCUCAAACAUCUCAAGUGGUUCAGCCUCCUGCGUUCAGCGCCUCAGCAAGACGAGCUUUGGGGUUCCAGAAAGCGCGACCUACAGGGCUCAGUGAAAGUGAGAAGCAACCUCCUUCAGUGGCUUUGGCCUGGGGACGGAAGAUUCACAGCAAUCUCAGGUCGCUCAGCCGUUACAAGUACAGGGGCACGCAGGAUCGCGACGUAUCUGGGAUUACAGACGACGAUAACCAUUUGCAAAAGAGACAGUUCGACAACCUCAAGAAUCUCGAUGGCUUUUCCUUUGGAGAACUCCAGCAUCUUUACUACAUGAGUGAGCAAUUGGAGAGUUAUCGUUUGGUGAUGGAGCUCAACCACCAAACCUUGCGUGAUAUUGCGGAGCGUUACCAGAAUUUGCCAUCUCAGCGCGGUUUUCCGGAAUCUCUCACAGAGAAUUGCAUGGAAGAUAUUCUUUCAUUUGUGCGACGAGUUGAGCGUAUUAGGAAAAAUCUCGAGAUCCGUAUGACGCAAGUCACUUCGCUGCUCGCAUGGCUUCAAGACGGAAAGGCAUUGUUUGACGAUAUACUGCAAUAUCGCAAUGUACAGAUCGGUCGCAUAUUCACCGAAACUUCAUAUGGUCAAUCCCAGAAGAUGGAGCGCAUUGCGUACAAAACGGAGAAGGAAACUAUCUCAAUGCACGUCAUCACUUGCGUGACACUGGCAUUUCUUCCUGCAAUGUUUGCGGCUGAAGCUGUUUUCAAGAUCUAUGAAGGUAUCGAAACAAAACAACUCUACAGUAGAGAAGCCAAAGUGUACACAAGACUUAGAAGAUUCAACGCCAUUGGUAUCACAAACUGCUAUGGCUCCUUCGAAUAUGCCGAAACCAACAAGCGAAUUAUCAUCCUUGAAUAUACCCCUGCAGGUUCUCUGCUUGACUUCUUCAAGAAUAAACCCCCGGAUAAUUCCAAAUCACUAGAACUGCUUUGGCGGAGCUUGUUACUGCUGUUAGAAGGCCUUUACAAGCUUCACAAUCCAGACAAAAGUGAUUCCAUAUCCCUUUCUGGGAUUCACCAUGAUAUUCAGCCAGCGAAUAUUUUAGUAUUUCGAGAAGAGGGAGGCUCUGCCUACGACGUCUCCUUCAAACUUGCGGACUUUGGCCUGGCUGAAAUUGUCAGAAUAGACGGUGGCGAGGGCGUCACAGUGCCUAUAGAGAACGAAGGGAAUCGAAUGUACUCGGCCCCUGAGUCUUACUCUAAUUACACGAUUAUGAGCGAACUCAGACCUCACCUCAACCCCCUUGUGGACUUAUGGUCACUCGGGGCUGUUUACAGUGACUUUCUCGCCUGGUCCAUAGGAGGAGGCGAGUGUCAAGAGAGUUAUCGUAAAAAGAGAAAGGAUGCAAUUGCAAAGCUUAGUCACAUAACAGAAGCUGGGUUCGAUGCAUGCUUCCACGACGGAGAAAAAAGGCUUCCCGCAGUUGACGACUUUCACAAGGGGGUUCUCAAAGACAAAGUUGAUGGCGACUUUGUCUCCCCUUGCAUGAGUCAGUUCAUUCUUACGUUCAUGAUGGUGGAACCUCGAUUACGAUUGAUAGCGAUGCAAGCUAUGGCGCACGCCACAUCCAUGAUUGACGCCGCGAGGUUGGGUCCCACGCAGCGGCCAAAAACUCCUGAAAUCAUCCCUCCCGUGAUCAAUAGGCCAAUCUCUUACACUCUUGAGAAAACGGUGUCUGUAUGGGAGGUUUACGAGGCGCUGAAGAAAAAGAGCAACUGGAAACAUUUUAAGAGACACCGAAGUCAACCCUCCAAUGCUGGGAUGGAUCUUCCAGGUAUGCAGAGCGCUCGGAACCAAAUUAAUCUUCAUGGUGGACGAGAUCAGAUUCUGCUAAUCGAUGAUUAUGAGUCAAUGAGAGGGCACUGGAGAAAUGUUGCGGAGACUGCCAGAGUUAUCAGUUACUCAGUCAAAGUGUCUGACAAAGAUGGUAUGGAUCUUUAUUUUGCCUCUGACUCCUGCAACCCUCAAAAGUGCCAAAACAGUUCGGACGUCGAGGCCAAGAUUAGGAAUAAAGUAACAGUCAGUGGAUGGUGUGACAUGAAGAAGUGUCUGGAAGACGUGAUGGCCCACGUCAUGGCAAGCGGAACGAAACCGGCAGGCAUCUAUAUUUUCACUGAUGGGAUAUGGGACCCAGAACGCAAACCCGAAGUGGAGGAUGUCAUUCACGAAUCUAUCGACCUGCUAAUCGACAGAAACGCAAAGCCAGCAAAUCUUAUGUUUCAAUUUAUCCAAUUUGGCCGUGACCCUCAAGGAUCGAAGCGGCUUAAAGUUCUCGACGACGGCUGCAAAAGGACACACAGAGGGGUAGAAUAG